This is a messenger RNA of Ictalurus furcatus (blue catfish), 3338 nucleotides long. It is a transcript of the gene csnk1da, whose product is annotated as casein kinase 1, delta a. Bases 495 to 1694 code for a protein of 399 amino acids. The record is from RefSeq and is a predicted model, not a curated record. The transcript is spliced from 10 exons. Lineage: Eukaryota; Metazoa; Chordata; Actinopteri; Siluriformes; Ictaluridae. Gene Ontology annotation, cellular component: spindle microtubule; nucleus; cytoplasm. Gene Ontology annotation, molecular function: protein serine/threonine kinase activity; ATP binding. Gene Ontology annotation, biological process: non-motile cilium assembly; endocytosis; peptidyl-serine phosphorylation.
GGCGUCAGACGUACACGGGCUGUAAACGGUAGAGCGACGGAAGAGGGUUAAGAAGGCUCUGGUGUAUAUGUAUAUAUUUUCCCCCCGUCUCCAAUGUAAAGUAAAUCCGUUUUCAUCCUUUUUUAAACGCUUCGUUUUUAACAAGAAAACACCCGGAGCAUAAAUUCGACAUUUUACACUUCGUGUCGAGCCCGAUAUUGUGAUGGUGCGACGUUCGGAAUGUUAGAAAACAAAUGGUGAAAAAACUGGGAUAAUUAUUGAAGGGGAAUUAGCUUAGCUUUAGCUUUAGCGUUAGCUUUGGUGUAGCUUAGCACAGCUGUGGAGCCUGGAGAGGCUUGAGCACGAAAGAGAGAGAGAGAAUAUAGACUUCGCGAAUUAUUAUUAUUUUUAAAUAGUUUUACGGAAACAAUUACAUACACUUACCUUUCUUUAUUUUUUGUUAGAGCUAGCUAUUUUGCUAGCUUUGUAAUUUAGUUGUUAAUUUUCCUUUUACGAUGGAAUUGAGAGUCGGGAACAGAUACAGGCUCGGGAGGAAAAUCGGCUCGGGAUCCUUUGGAGACAUUUACUUGGGCACAGACAUCUCGGUCGGAGAGGAAGUCGCCAUCAAGCUGGAAUGCGUGAAGACGAAACAUCCUCAGCUGCACAUCGAGAGCAAAAUCUACAAGAUGAUGCAAGGAGGAGUGGGGAUCCCGACGAUUAAAUGGUGCGGAGCGGAAGGUGAUUACAACGUGAUGGUGAUGGAGCUCCUCGGCCCCAGUCUGGAGGAUCUGUUCAACUUCUGCUCUCGCAAAUUCAGCCUCAAGACUGUUCUACUGCUGGCUGACCAGAUGAUCAGCCGUAUCGAGUACAUCCACUCAAAGAACUUCAUCCACAGAGACGUGAAGCCCGAUAACUUCCUAAUGGGCCUGGGGAAGAAAGGCAACCUCGUUUACAUCAUCGACUUUGGCCUGGCCAAGAAGUACAGAGACGCUCGGACACACCAGCACAUACCUUACAGAGAGAACAAGAACCUGACCGGCACGGCCCGCUACGCCUCAAUCAACACACAUCUGGGCAUAGAGCAGAGCAGAAGAGACGAUCUGGAGUCACUCGGCUACGUGCUCAUGUACUUCAACCUUGGCUCUCUGCCCUGGCAAGGACUGAAGGCUGCGACCAAGAGGCAGAAAUACGAGCGGAUCAGCGAGAAGAAGAUGUCCACGCCCAUCGAAGUGCUGUGCAAAGGAUACCCGUCCGAGUUCGCCACGUACCUCAACUUCUGCCGCUCCUUACGCUUCGACGACAAGCCCGACUACUCCUACCUGCGACAGCUCUUCAGGAACCUCUUCCACAGACAGGGAUUCUCCUACGACUACGUGUUCGACUGGAACAUGCUGAAGUUUGGUGCGAACAGGGCAGCGGAGGAUGCUGAGAGGGAGAGGAGGGAUCGGGAGGAGCGUUUGAGACACGGCAGGAAUCCGGCAGCCAGAGGAAUACCGUCGGCCUCCAGCAGACCCAGAGGAACGCAGGACGUCGCACCGCCCACUCCACUCACACCCACCUCACACACAGGAAUGGAGCGUGAGAGGAAGGUCAGCAUGCGAUUACACCGCGGCGCCCCGGUGAACAUCUCCUCCUCUGACCUGACCGGCCGACAGGACACCUCACGAAUGUCCACGUCACAGAAUAGCAUUCCCUUCGAUCUCCACGGCAAGUAGAGAGGCAGCAGCCGGGCUCUGUCCCGCGUCACUCCAAGCGGCCUGCAGUCUGCUGUUCCUCGAUGAGCGUCUGCGCAGCCGCCCUGAGCAAAUCAAAGACACACACAGACUCGACUCGACUUUUCUUUUAUUUUCCUCAACACACUAACACAAACUGUCACUGAGGGAGACGGAGACACUCGCACUCACACUCACGCAGCCACACUGGAAAUCAAAUCAAACAGCUGAGGCACGUCGUCUCCACGUGCUUCUUCACUCUGAUCUACAAAGACCUCUGAAGGGGGCGGGGCUUUACGGGGGGGGGGGGGGGUAAUGACGGUUCUCUGCCUUUGCAGUGGGCGAAGCCAUCACGAUCAGCGCAAAAAAAAAAAUCCUCUACUCUGUCUCAGACGGAGCUGUACUUACUGAUAGCCAUCGAUCUUGUGUUUCUCUGAACUGAUGAUUUUUUUUUCUUUAUGAUUUUAAUUUUUUAAUCCUUUUUUUCCCUCUCUCUCUCUAUCUAUUGUUUAUUAACGAAGAUUAAACUCAGUUUUCACCAGCUGCAGGUGUGCUGAUUCAUGGGAGUUAACGUUUUAAAUAAAAUUUAAAAAUCCAGGUGGAGGAAAGCGGAGAGUAGAAAACAGGAUCGUGUUCAUUUUUUUUCUUCCGUUUGAUAACGAAUAUUGUUGUACAUUUUUUUGGGGGGGGUCUGGAAAUCUCAGCCGAAUCGAAAGGUGUUGAUUUACUUUUUUUUUUUUUUUUUGAGACUUUAGAUCAGAUCUGUCGUGUGGAAAUAACCAGCGUUUUGACGUUGCGGUUUGUUAUUUGUUGUGAGGCGUGAAUACAAUGCAGUUGCACCGCAGUUCUUUCACGUUUUUAAGCGUUCACAUCAUUUUUCUUUUUUUUUUUCUUUCCCCUCUUGCAUUCCCAGAAGCUGUGAAGUUCACGUUGCCGUAGUCCGGUCUCUCUCUCUCUCGAUCACAUGGCUGUGUGAGGUUUGGGAUUCAUGUUGUGUGUGUUUGUGUGAAAGGAUUGUAGCAUGUUGAUUUGGGGUUCAUGGGACAGUUUAAGUCCAGGGAUUGAAUAAUGACGAAGUCAUCCGUGCCCUUUAAGCGGCUGGAUUUUGGGCGGGGCUCGGCGUUGUAGAAAGGAAAGCGGCAGGCUCUUCACUGUAGUUGAGUGUUUAGGCGUUUCUCUGUAGUCGGGAUGGGGGCGUGUGUGUGUAGUGCGGAGAGAACUUUCAUUCUGUCGUCAUGUAUAUAGGACGUGUAGUUGAUCACGAGGUACCUUUUUUCCCCCCGUAGCCUCUUGUUUGUCUCUGUGUGUAUGUGUGUAGUGUGUGGGGCAGACUGUAGUGUUUAGAAGGAUGAUAAAAGUUGCUUCUUUUUUUUCUUCACUAAUAUUUACACAAGUGGCUCCUGUGCCGGUGCGAGCGAGAGCAUAUUUUGGGAGCGAGAGAUUCUGGGUUUUCCUCUUUUUCUUUCUUUUUUUUUUUGUUUCUCCUCCUUUUGACUGAUUUCAUCAUCACCCAAUCACCACACUGUGCUGUAUCUGAUGGAAUGAUGGGAAUCUUCCUGAUUGGGAAGGUUUUAUUUUCCUCCUCAUUUGUAUUGCCACUGUAUUUGUGUAUUUUAAAUUGUGUAAAUAAAUUAAUAAGUACUUGUA